This is a messenger RNA of Darwinula stevensoni, 267 nucleotides long. The record is from the annotation of a GenBank genome assembly. Lineage: Eukaryota; Metazoa; Arthropoda; Ostracoda; Podocopida; Darwinulidae.
AUGGCGGCCCAGGCCGAUACAGGGGAGCCGAGCCCUCCUGGCCCAGGCCAUAGCUUCAACAAGAAAACCUUCCACAAGCCUACGUAUUGCCACCACUGCACCGAUAUGCUAUGGGGUCUCAUCCAACAGGGAUACACUUGCGAGAGUGAGUUUCUUCCUCCCCUCCCCUUGUUUUUCUGUCUCACCCUCUUGUCUUCCGUGAUGGGGGAUGACAGGGACGCCCUCAACAUCCCCUUGCGAGAUUCUACUCCUGCAUGCGCCACAUAG